Pundamilia nyererei is the source of this 732-nucleotide messenger RNA. RefSeq names its product adhesion G protein-coupled receptor G4a (gene adgrg4a). Bases 37 to 732 code for a protein of 231 amino acids. The transcript is spliced from 5 exons. The record is from RefSeq and is a predicted model, not a curated record. Gene Ontology annotation, cellular component: plasma membrane. Gene Ontology annotation, biological process: adenylate cyclase-activating G protein-coupled receptor signaling pathway; cell surface receptor signaling pathway. Gene Ontology annotation, molecular function: G protein-coupled receptor activity. Lineage: Eukaryota; Metazoa; Chordata; Actinopteri; Cichliformes; Cichlidae.
CUUUGUAUUGCUACUGCUGCAACGCUCCACUAUUUCAUGUUGGCCUCCUUCACGUGGAUGGGCCUGGAAGCUGUACACAUGUAUCUCGCAUUGGUCAAAGUCUUCAACACAUAUAUCCCCUCUUAUAUCCUCAAGUUCUGUAUUAUAGGAUGGGGUAUUCCUGCAGUAAUAGUGAGCCUGGUGCUGGUCAUAGACAAAGAUGCCUACGGCAGUCUUGCUGAUGAAGAAAUUGAAAUGGUCCUUGAUUCCACUGAAGCAUUCUGUUGGAUACAGAAUGACAUUGUCUUCUUUGUGACAGUGGUGGCAUUUAUUGGUCUGACCUUGUUGUGCAACAUGUCUGUCUUCAUCAUGGUUCUGAUCCAAAUUAAACGGAUUGGGGCAAAUAAGCUUGCCGCAAACAGCCACGGCUCUGUGCUGGACUUGAAGGCGGUUGCCAGUCUCACGGUUCUGUUAGGCCUCACGUGGUCAAUUGGCUUUUUUUCAUUUGGGCCUGCCAGAGUAGUCCUGGUGUACCUGUUCGUUUUCCUCAACAGUUUGCAGGGCUUCUUUGUGUUUUUGUUCCACUGCCUGAUGAAGGAAAAUGUGAGGAAACAGUGGAGAAUCCACCUGUGCUGUGGACGUUUUAGACUCCGUGAAUACUCAGACUGGAGCCGCUCUGUGACAGUCGGUGACCGAUGCAAAAAGAAGAAUCUCGUUAACUCGGAUUCGGUCACUUCUGGCAGCUCUCAGUAG